UCUCCAGGAGAGAACCAUGCAUCUCCAGAUGAAAAUCACGCAUCUCUCCAGACGAGCAUAAUACAUCUUAAAGCAGAUCUGCAUGCCAAAGCUUCCAUUGGUCAGCUGGAAGCUCCAUUGGUGCCUGUGAUUGGCCAUACUUAAUGAUCCUUGGCUCAUCAUUUGCCCCUGUAAUUUACUAUGAAUAUUGUAUGCUGGCGGAAUAGGUGCUGAUAAGUUUGAAAUAGCUUAGUCUUGGGUAAAUCGUACGCGUGUGAGCAGUCUAAAUUAUAUGCCCUGGCUGACAUCUUUCAAUCUGUAUCAGGAAUGCUUUUCUCCUGGAAUCGGAUGUUUGAGAAUGGUUACAGUUGGAUAUUUAGAAUGUAGAUAUUUCUGCUGCAUGUUUGGAGAGGACUAUUACGCAAAGAAUGUUUUGCGCUAAAUUGAAGGAUCUUAAGAUUGCGGGGGAAUGUCCCUUUUCUGUGGCCGUGGGAAAUGAGGAACCUGCAGAUCUUGAAGAAAGCAACGCUGUGGGUGUUCUGCCCGUGUCCAAAGACGUGCGGGGCAAUAACACAAACAUUCUGCCCAGACGUAAAAUAAGCCGGAGCAAAGUUAAUCUGCAUUCACUUGGCGAGAGCAUCCGAAAACUGGUGUGCCCGGAGUUCGAGAAAUUACGAAAUGCAAUUAUCAGAGUCAUGAAAGAGCAAUCAGACGUGAGUUGCCAUGUGGCAUGCAGCUCUGACAUAUCUCCAAUACUUGAGACGCCUGCACAAUUAUCAGACGUCAUGAAAAACUACUCCCUUAAAACAGGUAUCCACAUGGACGCAUUAAAGAUUUAUCUGGGUAUGGAGGUGUUUCGGGACUGUUAUGAAGAGGACGGCCAUGUUCUCCGAGUGGUGGGGGGAGCUCUCCAUGAUUUUUUGAACAGCUUCAAUGUUCUCUUAAAGCAGAGCACGCCACCCACUCCUGAGAUACAGCGUUAUGUCCACCAAGCCUCGAUCCUCUGCCUGGACAAAGAUCCAGGACUCCUGACCGUCUAUUACUUUAAUCCUCUCCCCACCACUGAGCUCUUCUUCCCAGGCAUCAUACAGGCGGCAGCGUGUUUGCUCUAUUGCUCACAGGUGGAGGUUAGGAUGGAUGUUGGGAGUAAAGACUGUGGUGCUCUACAAGCCAAUCAUCAGCCCCAUCUGCUGUACUCAGUGGUGGUGAGAGAUGGCAGGAGCCUCACACCAAGCCCCAUGAGGUCACACUCGACCGGAGACAUUCCCCUCUCGCUGCUUUAUUCCACCUUCCCUUUCCACAUUCUCUUAGAUCGAGAAAUGGGCCUGAUGCAGAUUGGAGAUGGGUUGAGGAGGAGACUUGGGCGCUGCAGAGAUGGCAUGAGGAGACCUGUUUUCAACGAACACUUUGCCAUUGUUUCACCAGAGAUACGAGCCAGCUUCCAGGAUAUUUUGACCAUGCUGAACACCCAGUUUGUACUACGGGUGAAACAGCAUGCAGCAAGCUCAACAGACAGCCCUGGAAAGCAUAUGGACCUAAAAGGGCAGAUGAUCUUCAUGUCAGAGAUGAGUGCUCUCCUCUUCCUUGGCUCUCCGUGUGUGGAUAAGCUAGAGGAGUUGACAGGCCGGGGCCUCUACCUCUCUGACAUUCCAAUUCACAACGCAUUACGAGACGUUGUUCUGGUAGGAGAGCAGACCAAGGCCCAGGAUGGUCUUAAAAAACGUCUGGGCAAAGCCAAAGCUGCCCUGGAAUAUGCACACCAGGCCCUUGAAGAAGAGAAGAGGCGGACUGUAGAGCUGCUCAUCACAAUAUUCCCGGGGAACGUUGCCCAGCGUCUGUGGCAGGGACUUCCCGUGCAAGCCAAAAAGUUUGAUCAUGUUACAGUGCUGUUCUCAGAUAUUGUGGGCUUCACUGCGACCUGCUCGCGAUGUACACCCAUGCAGGUGGUGAACAUGCUUAGUGAGCUCUACACUAGAUUUGAUCACCACUGCGGGGAGCUGGAUGUGUAUAAGGUGGAAACCAUCGGCGAUGCGUACUGUGUAGCUGGAGGGUUACACAAAGAGUGUCCGACCCAUGCUGUCCAGAUUGCUCUCAUGGCUCUGAAGAUGAUGGAAUUGUCGGAUGAGGUCACGACUCCCAUGGGGGAGGUCAUCAAGAUGCGUAUUGGGAUCCACUCAGGCUCGGUUCUGGCUGGUGUAGUCGGAGUUAAAAUGCCUCGCUACUGCCUUUUUGGCAACAACGUCACGUUAGCCAAUAAAUUUGAGUCCUGUAGCCUACCAAGAAAGAUAAACGUCAGUCCCACCACCUACAGAUUGUUAAAAGAUCGUCCAGAGUUCACGCUCAUCCCCCGGACGAGAGAGGAUCUUCCUCCCAACUUCCCCGCCGACAUCCCUGGUGUUUGUUACUUCCUCCAGGCCUGCGAUCAAAAGAAAAGUGUUGCUUCCAGAGGUUGUGCUACAGAGGAGGCUCAGCCCAGUGGAUGAAACGUGAACACGCUCUCAGACAAUGAACGCUGGAAACAGUGGGCUAAUAUUGCCCGUCAGUCUUGUUUUUAGUUGAGCCAGAGGUAGAAGGUUUCACAGUGGCAUCAGCUCUGUGUCGUCUGAGACUUUAAAUGACUGAACCUCUUGUUUUAGUUUGGUAAAGUGAUUAGUUUCUUUUACGUUUUGUAACUGCAAACCAAAAAUCUAAACAGAUGAGAACAGCAUCCACAUUUGUUUCCGUAUUGACUGAUGAUUUUUGCUAGAGUCAAGAGAGUGAGUCAUAUGUAACGUAUAAGGACAAUAAUUAUCAUUUAAAUAGUCUGAAUAAAGCACCAUGCACAUGGGUCAUGUCGUUGUAGUUGACUACACCACACAGUGAAAUAAAAGCUGUAACACUUUACAAUAAUGUUUCAUUUGUUAACAUUAGUUAAUGCAUUAGGCUAUCAUGAACUAACAAUGAGCAAUAUUUUUAUUCAUCUUUAUUCAUGGUAAUUGCUAAAAGCAUAAUUAGUCAUUGUUAGCUCAUGUUAGUUCAACUGAUGUUAACAUAUGCAACUUUUAAUUUUAAAAAAUGUAUUAGUAAAUGUUGAAAUGACUGGUGCGUUUGUAACUAUGAGAUUAAAACGUUCGCAUCUUUAUAGAACUCAUAUUUACAAGUGUUAAAGUUAAGGUUCCAUUUGUUAACGACAUUAGUUAACAUGCACUUACAAUAAACGAUACUUUUACUGCAUUUUUUAAUCUUGGUUAAUGUUAAUUGCAACAUACUGUAUACUAAUACUUAUUUAUUAUAUGUGCUAACAUUAGUUAAUAUAUUAUGAAUUAAUAUGAACUAACAAUGAACAAUUAUAUUUUAAAAACAAAUGCAACCUUAUUAUAAUGUGCUACCACAAAUGCUGUAAAAGUAUGGUUCAUUGUUAUUCACGUUAACAAAUGUAGUUAGCUAAUGUUAAUAAAUGGAUCCCUGUUGGACUAACAGCUUCACCUCAGUAUAUCUUGACCACAGUCAUCCUAAAGUGAACAUUUAUAAUAUUUAAUUGUGACUUUUUUUUAAUUUUAUAUAUAUAUAUAUAUAUAUCAGUAAUAAACAUGC
Myxocyprinus asiaticus (Chinese sucker) is the source of this 3552-nucleotide messenger RNA. It is a transcript of the gene gucy1a1, whose product is annotated as guanylate cyclase 1 soluble subunit alpha 1. Gene Ontology annotation, biological process: cGMP biosynthetic process; response to oxygen levels. Gene Ontology annotation, molecular function: guanylate cyclase activity; heme binding. The transcript is spliced from 8 exons. Gene Ontology annotation, cellular component: guanylate cyclase complex, soluble. The coding region runs from base 408 to 2462 and encodes 684 amino acids. NCBI's taxonomy places the organism in Eukaryota, Metazoa, Chordata, Actinopteri, Cypriniformes, Catostomidae. The record is from RefSeq and is a predicted model, not a curated record.